AUGAGCUCCAUAUCCGCGAGCAAUGGAGUGCUCAGCUUCAAGCCCAAGUCCAGCUCAUACUUUUACGAGACGUUCCCUUGCCAGGCUGCCAGCAGCAACGGACUGAGCGGCCUCCAGUUCAACAUCAAGGGCCCCGCCAAGGGUUCCCUGGUCGUCGAGCUCCAGACCAAGACAGCUUGCUCCGAUGCAAGCUACAAGUCGUACUACUACCAACUCACUGGAUUGACUGGCAACACUCAGACCGUCACCAUUCCUUUCAGCAGCUUCGCUGGCGCCAAUGGAAACGCCGUCACUGGUAUCGUCUGGUCUGGUUUCUCUUCCACUACCACUACGUGGCAGAUGAGUGCCAUUGACUUUGCAUGCUCUGCUUCUUCUGGUGGCGCCCCCAGCUCCACCAAGGCCGCAGCCAGCUCUGUCGCCCCUUCGGCCAGCAAGGCCGCCUCCUCUGCCGCUCCCUCUGCAACCAGGGCUACUAGCGCCAGCGUUCCUGCCUCGCGCAGCACCAUGGUGACGGUUUCGUCCGCCGCUGCAGCUUCUGGUACCUGCGCUCCUCUGCUCAUCGAUGACUGGAUCUCCCAGUCUCGUCUUACCUUCUUGUUCUACAACGCCUUUAACUACCCUACCUCGACCGAUGGCACUGUAAAGUCCAUUACAGUCGGAAAGCCUUCACCCAACCAUGUCGAAAUUGUUCCCAAUGGCAGCAACUCUUACUUCUACAGUCAGUUUCCCUGCGUCAAUGCUAAGAACAAGUAUGGCGGUAUUUCUCUGCGCAUCAGGGCUCCCAAAGGUGCCACUCUCUCAGUGCAGCUUGACUCUUCCAACAACUGCGACCCCGUUAAUGCCGUUUCCACGUUCAAGUCUUCUGCAGAUCUCGGUUGGAGCUUUGAUGGCACCGAGAAACUCUACCUGAUUCCCUUCUCCAAGUUUGGCAACACUCUCAACGUGGAGAAGCUUACGACGAAUUCUGUUCUCCGGGUUCCACCUGUUGAGGGUGGCUCUGGCUCCCAGACUACCAUUGCCGCACCCGCCAACACCGCCGCGGCCACCCUUGUCGUUGACAAGUUCGCCAACGCUGACUCCAACGCUCUCGGCAACUGGCACGGUGGCGACGAGGGCAUGACUCUCAAGUACAACGGCGGAAAGCUCACCAUCACCUCCAGCGAUGCUGACUACUCCUUCUACACCCAAGUCUCUGGCUCCUGCAGCGACUACAGCAAGUACAAGGGCUCUUACCUUCACAUUGCGUACUCUGGAAACACCAAGUUCACCGUCGCUCUUCAGCAGCACAACAAGGGUUGCAAUGCCGAUGUUGCUCCUUUCCCGGAGACAUGGGACUCUGCUGAGGUUUCCCGCUAUGCUAAGGACGGCAACAUCUACAUUCCCAUGAGCCAUUUCAAUGUCGACUUCUCCCGCGUCAUUGGCUUCGCAUUCAAGGGUUUCUACUCUGCCGAUCCUGUCACCCUCUCUGUCGUUGAGAUUGUGCCCUCUGUUCCCGCUGGUUUCGGCAUCCCACCCAAGGACGAGACUGGUAACCUGGUCUUCUCCUGCAAGCGCCCCAACUCAUUCGCUUUUGCCAUCGACGAUGGUGUACCAGGUCUCGCCCAGGAAGUUCUCAAGAUCAUCCGCGGACAGGAGAACAUCAAGGUCACCUUCUUCACCGUCGGCGCUCCCCUCCUCGACGCAGGCACGAACCUCACCAACGUGUACAAGGAGAUGCAAGCCGCUGGCCACCAACUUGCCCUACACUCCUUCACUCACCCCAAGAUGGAGUCGCUUCCCGACUACGCCGCUAUCGACUGGGAGUACAACGAGGACAUCAAGGCCAUGAAGUCCCAGUUCAACGGUUACACCACGCCUUACUUCCGCCCUCCUUUUGGUAACGAGGGUGCGCGCAUGCGCUCCCGUCUUGUAAAGGCUGUCGGCAGCAAGGCUACCAUCACCAACUGGUUCGGUCGAUGUUGAGGACUGGGUUGUGGGCUGAGACCAACACGCCUGAGCAGCAGAAGGUUGCUUUCCAGCGUGAUGUCAACAAGGGUGGUAACCUGGUGGUGUUGCACUACCUGUACCCAUCCACUGUGAGCUACCUCCGGGAGUUCAUCCAGAUUGCCAAGAAGACUGGCAAGGACCUCAUGCGUGUUGACCAGUGUAUGGAGGACCCUGAUGCGCCUCCCUAUGUCAAGUCGACUUAGGAUUGAAGGUGCUGGCUGAGGCGUGGAAUGGAUGAUUUGUAACGUGACACAGAUGGAUUGUAAUUAUUAUGAGCCUUUGACCAUGAGGUUCGGACUACCAAAAUCGAUUUGUUUGAAAUGUC
Molecule: messenger RNA, 2311 nt
Organism: Parastagonospora nodorum SN15
Lineage: Eukaryota; Fungi; Ascomycota; Dothideomycetes; Pleosporales; Phaeosphaeriaceae
Exons: 2
Coding region: 1-1962 (653 amino acids)
Biological process (GO): carbohydrate metabolic process
Molecular function (GO): hydrolase activity, acting on carbon-nitrogen (but not peptide) bonds
Source: RefSeq, a predicted model, not a curated record